CCAGGCGUGGUGUCCUUCCGCCAAACCUCGCGGAUUAAUACACGUGGUCUCGUCGUAAUCUCGUCAUUUCUUCACACUUUGGUACUGCAAUAUCUCUUUAUAGGUCAACAAUGCUCGCCCUUGUCCGCAAACAACUCAAAAGCCACCCGGCUCUGAUCCCUCUGUUUUUCUUCAUCGGAGGAGGAACAGUCAUGUCCAUGAUGUAUCUGGCUCGUUUGGGUUUGAGCCCUCAUGUCUGUUGGAACCGCACGAGCAACCCUGAGCCCUGGAACAAACUUGACCCAACUUAUCAGUACAAGUUCUACAAAGUAAACAUGGACUACAGCAAACUGAAGAAGGAGGGUCCUGACUUCUGAAGAUCACAUCGACUGAUCUGAAAGCACCAUAAUCAAUCAAUCCACACAAACAUUGUGGUCUUCCAUCAGCUAUCUGAGGGAUGCAGAAGCUCCACCUGUACAUUCAUUCAUAUUUAUGUUUCCUCAUCCCAUGCUUAUUGGCUUCUUAAAAUUGAUUUGUCAUUUUUAAUUUUUGUCAAUAAAGUAAAGGAGUUUAUCUCCUUCAUAAACAGAAAA
Cololabis saira (Pacific saury) is the source of this 572-nucleotide messenger RNA. It is a transcript of the gene coxfa4a, whose product is annotated as NDUFA4 mitochondrial complex associated a. Bases 111 to 356 code for a protein of 81 amino acids. The transcript is spliced from 4 exons. Lineage: Eukaryota; Metazoa; Chordata; Actinopteri; Beloniformes; Belonidae. The record is from RefSeq and is a predicted model, not a curated record.